Molecule: messenger RNA, 4112 nt
Organism: Acanthopagrus latus (yellowfin seabream)
Lineage: Eukaryota; Metazoa; Chordata; Actinopteri; Spariformes; Sparidae
Gene: mcoln1b
Product: mucolipin 1b
Exons: 13
Coding region: 154-1863 (569 amino acids)
Cellular component (GO): plasma membrane; lysosomal membrane
Molecular function (GO): NAADP-sensitive calcium-release channel activity
Source: RefSeq, a predicted model, not a curated record
CAUGCCUACCAGGAAGCUGCGAUGUGUUUACCUAUGUGUCAUCCAUACACUUGCGACACGGUGCGAAGAGCUUUUUAUGUCUGACGGGCUUUAACAGCAUGAGUCCAGUCACAGCUUCGGUAAUGUCCAUCAUCCCGGCCUGAUCCCUCCAACAUGGCGUCUUCGAGCUACACCUGCAUCCAGGACAGCGCCACAGAGAAGGACAGGCUCCUCUCCUCCGUGGCCUCCUAUGGGUCCCGAGAACUUCUCGGGGUUGGGACCCCCCGUCCCACUUGUCUGGUGGGCUCUGAGCCUGAGCAGAAGCAGGAGGAGGAGGAGGAGGCCCUGAGGAGGAAGCUCAAGUACUUCUUCAUGAGCCCUUGUGACAAGUACCACGCCAAGGGGCGGAAGCCUUUCAAGCUGGGCCUGCAGCUGCUCAAGAUCGUCAUCGUGACUGUGCAGUUGGUGCUGUUCGGACUGAGCAACCAGAUGGUGGUGACGUUCAAAGAGGAGAACACGGCAGCGUUCAAACACCUUUUUCUGAAGGGUUAUCAGGACAACGUGCCUCAGGCUGUUCACACGCAGAAGGAACUGUACAGCCACAUCCACUUUGCCAUAGACCAGUACAUGGCUCUACCUCAGAUUUCGCUGGGACGGUACGCAUAUGUUUUGGGCGUCGGUGAAAACGGAAGUGCGCUUUCCCUCUGCCAGAGGUACUACAGGAGGGGAACCAUUGACCCCGUCAAUGACACCUUUGACAUAGAUCCCCACGUUAUCAACGAUUGUAUUGGGCUGAAUCCACCGACUUACAGUUCUUCCCCAGGAAACAGUGACUACAAGAAUUUCACUCUCAAGUUUUACAAGCUGAUCAAUGUCACAGUUGACUUUCAGCUGAAGGCCAUCAACAUUCAGACCAUUAUAAACAAUGAAAUCCCUGACUGCUACACAUUUGCUAUCACGAUCGUCAUGGACAACAUGGCACACAGCGGUAAAGUUAAGAUCAGUCUGCACAACCAGGCCUCCAUAAAGGAGUGCAAGGACCCCAACGUGUCUGGACACGCGGAGAACUACGCCCGGGAGUUCUUUGAUGUGCUGGUGGCGUUUGUCUGCCUGCUGUCCCUGCUGCUGUGUGGGCGCUCCAUCGUCAGAGGCAUCAUCCUGCAGCAUGAGUACGUGCAGUUUUUCAAACACAAACUUGGCCGCAGUGUGAGCUGGGGAGACAGGAUGGAGUUCAUCAACGGCUGGUAUCUCCUGCUCAUCGUCAGCGACAUGUUCACCAUCAUAGGCAGCUUCAUCAAAAUUGGGAUCGAGUCCAAGAAUUUGUCAUCAUACGACAUAUGUGGGAUCCUGCUGGGAACCUCCACUCUGCUGGUGUGGGUGGGAGUCAUCCGUUACCUCAGCUUCUUUCAGAAAUACAAUAUCUUAAUUGUGACUCUAAGAGCUGCCUUCCCAAAUGUCAUCCGCUUCUGCUGCUGUGCAGCUGCCAUUUAUAUGGGAUACUGUUUCUGUGGAUGGAUUGUGCUCGGGCCCUAUCAUGCCAAGUUCCGCUCCCUGUCCAUGGUGUCGGAGUGCCUCUUCUCUCUGAUCAACGGAGACGACAUGUUUGUAACGUUCGCCGAGAUGGAGCAAAGCGGCACGCUGGUGUGGAUCUUCAGCCAGAUCUACCUUUACACCUUUAUCUCGCUGUUCAUCUACAUGGUGCUGUCCCUCUUCAUCGCGCUCAUCACCGGAGCCUACGACACCAUUAUGGCCCAAACACAGGAGCAGGUACGUGUCACUGACUUGCACGCGUUCAUCGCAGAGUGCGCGGACACACCCAACUCUGGCAAGUUCCGAGGGCCCGAGGGGUCGUCGUGCUCCUUCCUCUGCUGCUUUGACUGCUGAGGAGGAGGAGGAAGUGGAUGCACAGAGGGAGUAAGCAGUGUGUGUGUGUGUGCAUGCGAGUAUGCGCGUGUGUGUGCGUGUUUGUGUGUGUGUGUGUGUGUGAGAGACUGCAAGGGACUCUUCAUCUCUCUUUAAAGCACCAUAUUUCCACUCCAGUGACAGCCGCCUGCAAUUGCACUCCUUCUUUGAGAUAUCCAGCAGGGACGAUAAAUGCCUUGAGAGUGCACACAGACUGACCUUGGACCAAAUUGUCCUCUGUAGUGCUGCGUUUGAAUUUUUGCAUUUAAAUUUGUGCUGGAACGGUAGAACGCACUGCACAGCCACAAGCCCAAUUACCUGCAUCUGUGUUUUCUUACUCUAUGAAUAAUUUAUCGUCUCUUUCUGAAAUGUCAGUUUGUUUGGGCUUUGAUGACUAGACACGCAAAGCCAGUAAACAUAUUCAUUGUUGCAGACUGGACGCAGGCCCCACUAAGUAAAAUGGACUCAGAUUUUCACUUGACUGACCCACUAUUUACAGGGUUUAUUAUUACCGUGUUAUCGUCCACAUGGCUACCUAGGUGACAGGAGUUUUGUGCCUCUUGAUUAUGUAAAUAUAUGUACUGUAUGUCCUCUGAAUCUUCACAGCAGAGGUAGAAUUGAGACACGAGACAACUAGGCAAGCUGAAAAAGGAUUAUUAACUGCUGUAUGUAUGCAUUAGCUUCUGCAUCGUCUUUGGUCAAGGCUGUUCAUCCACUCCCACUUUAAUUCCCCCGCUCCUCGUCUCCUCUCCCCUUUGUUCACCAUGUCCUCCUCUGAGGGAGAUGAUGGCUGCGCCAUGAAGGACGAGCCCUGCAGCCAGUUAGUCAUCAAUAUGUAUGAACUGUUACUGUUGUAAAGCGCCAGGUGACUGUGCGGGCUAAUGCACUACAUGGCAGAGUCUUUUAACUGUUUGUUUUUAAAGUGAUCCAUGCAAAGCUGUAAAAUAUUUAAAAAAUACAAUUAUUUGCUGUCAGUUAGGAUGUCUGUGUCUGCCAUGGACGAAAAAGACAGGAUUUUAGCUAUGUUGCAUAGGUGAAAAAAGACAACCUGUAUGAUUUCCUUUAAUGUCCUGAACCGAACAGUACGAUCAUACAUGACACCAAAAUUAUUGGUUUGUUUUUUGUUUCUGUUUUGGUUUUUUUUUUACAGCAGGGCUCUGAUUUAAUUAUUUGAGAAUGAUCUCAUGUCUUUAGAGGCACAUACAGCUGAGUAUCAUCAGUGUAUCAGUAAAGAUAUAAUAUGUCCAAGAGAUGAAAUAUAAAGAGAGGAAAAGGCAGAGGUAUGAUAACAGAGCUCUGUGGUACUCCAUACUUUUCAUGUUUUUCCUCCCCUCCUAGGGAAAUAACAUUUUUACUGUAUGGUCAAAAAGUCAGAUGCCUAUCUUUGGUCAGCUCAAGAAAUAUGUUGUCACUGUGCUUUGCUUUGUACGGUAGGGUUUUAAUUAUCCUUAUUUUAUUAAAUUUUUCAGACUUGACACUGUCACUGCACUGACACUGAAGCUGUUUUAAAGGUUGAUUGCUCAUUUUUUUUUGUUUUCUCUGUGAAUGAGCUAAGGCAUCUCUAUAAACCAGCAGUUCUUCUCAGUUACUCUUUGUAAGGAAAACAUUUGAAUAUCACUGUUGAUACAGAGAUGUACUGAAGUGGUAAUGUCACUCCAGCAUGCAGUGUGGAGGCAUAUGAAGGUCACGGUUUAAUGGAAGAGGGAUUUUCACUGCACAGCAUUUCGAACAGGAUUAAAAGGGGAAAUGUUUUUAUUGCUUACUGACAUUUUAACUUAAUCGGUAUUGUUUACAACGACAAAAUGUGUUUUCUUUUAAUGAAUGUUUAUUUAAAGUUACUCAUAUGCACUUAAUGAAGAUUUACUGUAUGUACAGUUUGAUUUAAAUGUUUAACAUGGGAGUCGUAUAUAGCACAAGGGAACAAAGCACUGUAUAUGUAAUGCGUCUGUUACUGGUCUCCUGACACACUGAGAAAGUUAUUUAAUGCUCCUUUGAUUUCAUGGGUACAGAGUUAUUGCUCACUACAUUUGUUUACAUUUAUUUUAUAUUGCUGUAUUAAUUAUUUUUUUAUGUUUUAAGAAACAAGUGAUAGCUAAAAGGCAGAUUUUCAGUGUCUGUGUAAGAGGAACAUGUACAGGUUUUUACCCUCAUCUGUAUUGAGUCUUUUCUGUGAAGAAGUCGCUUUCUGAAUGAAAUGACACGUCUGCAAAAUAAAGUGGAAAGAAUCUGGA